This is a messenger RNA of Phragmites australis (common reed), 390 nucleotides long. RefSeq names its product protein SODIUM POTASSIUM ROOT DEFECTIVE 2-like. Gene Ontology annotation, molecular function: metal ion binding. The record is from RefSeq and is a predicted model, not a curated record. The transcript has 3 exons. Bases 1 to 390 code for a protein of 129 amino acids. NCBI's taxonomy places the organism in Eukaryota, Viridiplantae, Streptophyta, Magnoliopsida, Poales, Poaceae.
AUGGCUGCAAGAGGUUUCAAGAGAGUUUCGCGCUGGUUUCCACGUUCCUCUGCAGGUUCCCGGGAGGAAGACGAGGAGAACAAUGAGAGGAACAGCUUGCUGAGGAGCCACUUGGAUCGUCAGAUUGUGCCGGUUGCAGAUUUUGGUGAGGAAGCCAAGGCAUUAGCUGUGCAUGUGGAACCAAAGACUGUAGCACUGAAGGUGUCCAUGCACUGCCAUGGCUGUGCAAGGAAGGUUGAGAAGCAAGUUUCAAAGCUGCAAGGAGUUGUGUCCUUCAAAGUGGAGCUGGAGAGCAAGAAGGUAACUGUUGUCGGAAAUGUUAACCCCACAGAAGUUCUGGAGAGCAUUUGUAAGGUGACGAAGUAUGCAGAGAUUUUGGCGGCUCCCUAG